CGGCUCUGUCUUCAGACUGCAUUACCCAGAAUUCCAGAGGCGGAGCCUACCUGCCCACACCUGCAGAGAGUUGAGACACUGAAGACUGAAGGGAGAAAAAAGACACGAGAGUAAAAUGCUGAUUAAAGCAGCAGAACCGCAGUGAAGCGAGCUGAACCGGACCGAGUAGGUCUGAUCCGGACUUACCUGACCCAGGACCGGGCCCAGCUCACCUGGAUCCACCUGAGACCCACCGAAGGUUUCUUAACUUUUCUCUGAAGCAGGAAGUGAAGCAGCAGACAUGGGGAGUAAGGAGCGUUACCAUUGGCAGGCUCAGAAUGUGAAGGUGAGCGGCGUUGAUGACAUGGUGCUGCUGUCCAAGAUCAACGAGGACGCCAUCACAGACAACCUGAAGAAGAGAUAUAUGGACGACUACAUCUUUACUUACAUCGGUCCAGUGCUGAUCUCUGUGAAUCCGUUCAAACAGCUGCCGUAUUUCACCGAGAGGGAAGUGGAGCUUUACCAGGGCGCGGCUCAGUACGAGAACCCCCCCCACAUCUACGCACUGGCUGACAACAUGUACAGAAACAUGAUGAUAGACAGCGAGAACCAGUGUGUCAUCAUCAGCGGCGAGAGCGGCGCCGGAAAAACUGUUGCUGCCAAAUACAUCAUGAGCUACGUGUCCAAAGUGUCCGGAGGAGGCGACAAAGUUCAGCACGUCAAAGACAUCAUCCUGCAGUCCAACCCUCUGCUCGAGGCCUUCGGAAACGCUAAAACCGUCCGCAACAACAACUCUAGCAGAUUUGGCAAAUACUUCGAGAUCCAGUUCAGCCGAGGAGGAGCUCCUGAUGGAGGCAAAAUCUCCAACUUCCUGCUGGAGAAAAGUCGAGUUGUCUCCCAGAAUCAAGGAGAGAGAAACUUCCAUAUCUACUACCAGCUGCUGGGAGGGGCUACCACAGAGCAGAGGGAGAACCUCGGGGUCACGACCCCUGACUACUACAAUUACCUCAACCAAACGGGAACCUACACGGUGGAGGACGUUAACGACAAGAAGGAGUUCUCGGAUACGAUGGAGGCCAUGUCAGUGGUCGGUCUGUCUCUGGAAGAUCAGGAUUCAGUUCUUCAGCUCGUCGCAGGAAUUCUUCAUCUGGGAAACAUCAGCUUCAGAGAGGAGAACAACUACGCGGUGGUGGAGAGCCAGAACUUCCUGGCCUUUCCGGCCUACCUGCUGGGGAUCUCUCAGGACGGUCUCUGCAGUAAGCUGACCAGCAGGAUUAUGGACAGUAAGUGGGGUGGGAAGACCGAGUCCAUCUCGGUGACCCUGAACACCGAGCAGGCCUGUUUCUCCCGAGACGCCCUGUCCAAAGCGCUGUACGCCCGACUCUUCGACUUCCUCGUCGAUUGUAUUAAUAAAGCCAUGCAGAAGGAGCAGGAGGAGCUCAACAUCGGAGUCCUCGACAUCUACGGCUUCGAGAUCUUCCAGCAAAAUGGUUUUGAGCAGUUUUGCAUCAACUUUGUGAACGAGAAGCUGCAGCAGAUUUUUAUUGAGCUCACGCUGAAGGCUGAACAGGAGGAAUACGUACAGGAGGGAAUCAAAUGGACUCCCAUCGAAUAUUUUAACAACAAGGUGGUCUGUGACCUCAUCGAGUCCAAACUGAAUCCUCCUGGGAUCAUGAGCAUCCUGGACGACGUGUGCGCCACGAUGCACGCUAAAGGUGAGGGGGCGGAUCAGACCCUGCUGCAGAAAUUACAGGGACAGAUUGGAUCUCACGAACACUUCAGCAGCUGGAACAAAGGAUUCGUAGUCCACCACUAUGCUGGAAAGGUGUCGUAUGAUGUCAGCGGGUUCUGUGAGAGGAACAGAGAUGUGUUGUUCAAUGACAUCAUCGAGCUGAUGCAGAGCAGCGAGUUUCCGUUCAUCAGAGCUCUGUUCCCUGAGAACCUGGAGGCAGAGAAGCGAGGGCGACCGACCACCGCUAGCAGUAAGAUCAAGAAACAAGCUAAUAGUCUGGUGCAGACCCUGAUGAAGUGCACCCCCCACUACAUCCGCUGCAUCAAGCCCAAUGAAACCAAACGCUCCCGGGACUGGGAGGAGAACCGGGUCAGACACCAGGUGGAGUACCUGGGCCUGCGAGAGAACAUCAGAGUCCGUCGAGCUGGAUAUGCUUACAGACGAGUCUUCAAUAAGUUCCUGCAGAGGUACGCCAUCCUGACGAAGGAGUCCUGGCCUCAGUGGAGAGGUGAUGAGCGUCAGGGAGUGCUGCACCUCCUCAACUCGGUCAAUAUGGACCAGGAUCAGUUCCAGCUGGGGAAGACCAAAGUCUUCAUCAAAGCUCCAGAGUCGCUCUUUCUGUUGGAGGAGAUGAGGGAGAGGAAAUAUAACGGGUAUGCUCGUGUCAUCCAGAAGGCGUGGCGCAAACACGUUGCUGUUCGCAAAUACGUCAAGAUGAGGGAGGAAGCCUCUGAUGUUGUGCUGAACAAAAAAGAGCGCCGCAGAAACAGCAUCAACAGGAACUUUGUGGGUGAUUAUAUCGGGACCGAUAACCAUCCUGAGAUCAGACAGUUUGUCGGCCGCAGAGAGAGAAUUGAUUUUGCUGACGUCGUGGUGAAAUAUGACCGCAGAUUCAGGUCCGUGAAGAGAGACCUUAUCCUGACACCAAAGGUCCUUUACAUGAUUGGUCGGGAGAAGGUGAAACACGGUCCAGAUAAAGGUCAAAUCCAGGAGGUUCUGAAGAGGAAGAUUGAGAUCAACAAAAUCCAGUCUGUUUCUCUGAGCACUCUUCAGGACGACUUCUUCAUCAUCCAUGAAGAGGAGUACGACAGCGUUCUUCAGAGUGUCUUUAAAACUGAGUUUCUGAGUCUGCUGGUCAAACGUUAUGAGGACAAAACGCAGAGGAAGUUGCCACUAAAAUUCAAUAACCUCCUGGAGUUUAAGGUGAAGAAAGGUGGCUGGGGUCCGUUCAGCUCCUCAGGAUCCAGACAGAUCCAGUUCCAGGUGGGUCAGGGUUACGAGGCAGUCUUGAAGCCCAGCGGAAAGGUCCUGCAGGUCUCAAUCGGACCGGGCCUGCCUAAAAGCUCCCGUCCCACCCGGAAAGACAACCGGAAGAGCCGCUACAUGGGAAACCGUGCUCCACCCAGUAACCAGCAACACUCGGCAUCUCGCUCCAGAGGGGGUGGAGCCCUGAAGGAGGGCAGCGCCUACUCCAGAGGCUCGUUGCUGAGACAGCAGUCUAGCAUGGAGCAACCUACCCUGCCCCGCCUCCAGAACCAGCGUCGCCAUGACAGUCGUCCCCAUCAAAACCAGGAUAUGGGCUUUAUGGAUGUUCCCGAUCAGGGUGCCGCAGGGGUACACCGGCGCCGUUCAAAGGAGGUGAAGCCUCCUCCUGGAGCGGGUCGACCCAAACCGAAGCCCCGAACUCCUCACUGCAGAGCUCUGUACGCCUACGAUGCCCAGGACACCGAUGAGCUUAGCUUCAAUGCUGAGGACAUCAUUGAGAUAGUCACUGAAGAUCCAUCUGGUUGGUGGUUUGGUCGCUUGCGGGGCAGAGAGGGGAUGUUCCCUGGAAACUAUGUGGAGAAGAUCUAGACCUUGAUUCCAGGGGUCAGAGGUACCAACCUGCUGCUGCAGCUGGGGUCAUAGGUCAUAGGAGCUUUCAACACAUUGGUUGAGAGUUAAAAGGAGGCUGACUGCUGAAGAUGGCGUGCUAACAAACAGCUGCACUGUACCCAGAGGUGAAAGGUCAGGGUGUGGUGUGCCGACAUGCUGACUCCUGGACUCCCGAUGUCCCAUUAACGCUGCAUACAGGUUACAUGUCCCCAUAAAACUUCGUUUUCACAGUGUCCUCGUGUGACUUCAGUCUCUGAUCAUCUCAGGUGGAGCCCCGUAUAUCUGACAGUUUAUUGGUGUCCUCAUUCUGACACACUGCAUGUGCUAGAUUUUUAAAUUCCAGUUCAAAGACCUUCCAUCUUUCUGGUCUACAAGAGAUGGAGCGAGAGGAGGGCAGCAGGAGGCUGCAUCACGGCUUAGAGUUGAUGGUUAACCAGUGUUGUACACAAAUGUGAAUAACUAGUUUAGCCAGGUAGUAUUCAUGAGGCCGGUCAGUGAGGACAGCAAGGUUUAUUCAUCUGAAGUCCAUCCAGUGCCCCCUGCAGCCUGCAGUGUUUAUUACAGCCCUGAAAUAAAACAAAGUGAGCACAGUGGCAGAUUUAAAGCCCUGUACAGUAUUUGACAUUAACAGAGCAGAUGAACAGACCCUGAACGUCACACAGGAGCUUUGAUAUACAAAUAAAGGUAUUUUAUUUGUCUCAUCAUUAAAACGGAAAUAUUUUUUUACCUGAAAUAAACAGAUGUAGAUGAUGAA
Messenger RNA from Haplochromis burtoni (Burton's mouthbrooder), 4340 nucleotides. RefSeq names its product myosin IEb (gene myo1eb). The record is from RefSeq and is a predicted model, not a curated record. The transcript has 27 exons. Gene Ontology annotation, molecular function: actin filament binding; ATP binding; microfilament motor activity. Bases 281 to 3565 code for a protein of 1094 amino acids. Gene Ontology annotation, cellular component: plasma membrane; microvillus; cytoplasm. Gene Ontology annotation, biological process: vesicle transport along actin filament; actin filament organization. NCBI's taxonomy places the organism in Eukaryota, Metazoa, Chordata, Actinopteri, Cichliformes, Cichlidae.